Zasmidium cellare ATCC 36951 is the source of this 528-nucleotide messenger RNA. RefSeq lists its product as uncharacterized. Bases 1 to 528 code for a protein of 175 amino acids. The record is from RefSeq and is a predicted model, not a curated record. NCBI's taxonomy places the organism in Eukaryota, Fungi, Ascomycota, Dothideomycetes, Mycosphaerellales, Mycosphaerellaceae. The transcript has a single exon.
AUGCCACCCAAACGCAAGCCAAGGGCUGCAGCGGCUGGCAAUUCCUCCUCCAAGAAACAGAAAGUCGUCAAUGGUCUCGAGGACUGGGAGCAAGCCGCCGCACACCUGAAGGACCAAUACGAGACAGCCAUAGCCAACGAACAGAUCAAAGCUGAAGAACUUGAGAAGCAGAUGAGCGCCAACAGAGACCUGAAAGAGAGGCUUCAGGAGUCAGAGAGGAUGCGGGAAAUCGGCGAAGACGAGUAUUGUGAUUUACGUGCGUAUGCCGUAGAGAGGAAGGCCCGGUUCUCAGAAGCGAGGGCGAAGAUCCAAGAACUCAUGCUUCAGUCUACGAGGAACGAGCAACUCCAGGAGCCGCGCCAGAAGGUCAUCGAUGCUGCGGGGCACGUGAAACGACUGAUGGCAGGUAUGCCAGUGGAGAAUAUGGGCAAGCUGGGAGAGGCACUUCAAAUGCUGGAGUCAGCUUACAGCAGUCUGCGCCAAGCUGAUGGAGGACCGGACGAGGAAAGGAAAGUUGUUAAGGGUUGA